This is a messenger RNA of Pseudophryne corroboree (corroboree frog), 1966 nucleotides long. RefSeq names its product carbohydrate sulfotransferase 12 (gene CHST12). Gene Ontology annotation, biological process: proteoglycan biosynthetic process; carbohydrate biosynthetic process. Lineage: Eukaryota; Metazoa; Chordata; Amphibia; Anura; Myobatrachidae. Gene Ontology annotation, cellular component: membrane. The record is from RefSeq and is a predicted model, not a curated record. The transcript is spliced from 3 exons. Bases 340 to 1602 code for a protein of 420 amino acids. Gene Ontology annotation, molecular function: sulfotransferase activity.
UGGUCCCUGACCAGGGCGGCGCUGCGGUCUCCUCUCCGGCUCUGCUCAGAGGAUGGGGCGGCUGUUAAGACAGAGCUGGCUGUGUGGCUUCAUCCUUCGGCCCCAUGUCGGAGAGGAGCAGCAGUAAGUCAGCAUGGAGCAUAUGUCACGAUAGGAAAGAACAUCGCCAGCUGCCAGUAAGGUGGUGAGUGCAGACCAGGGGGAGAGCGUCGGUGAGCCUUUUACCGACGGCUGGGAUGAAUCCUAUCACAGCAGGCUCAUUUUUUCUGAAUCAGGAUGGAGUUCAGGAAACCUUUAUUGAGGUCUCUAUGAGUAGCAAAUAGAGAAAUUAGAAGAAUAAUGACCAAGUCACGUCUCUUCUGUUUGCUGGUGGUCCUUGGUUCUGUCUUUAUGAUCCUAUUUAUCAUAGUUUAUUGGGACAAUGUCGGAGUAGCCAAUUUUAACCUUCAUACAACCUUCUCCAAGUCCCUUCCUCCUCAAUCAAGUGGUGAAGAGCCAUCUUCACUUCCCAUCACAGAGAACAGUGCCGUUUCAGACGUAGACAAGUUUUUAGAUAGUUUUCUUAAUUUUGGUGUAACGAAGAAUGAGUUUCAAAGCACAAAGGCCGGAAAGUUGCCCCAGCGGGGAUCGAGUAGUUUGGAGGAAAAUGUACGGGGCUAUGACUGGUCCACAAGAACUAAAUUGGAGGAAGGCAUUCUUGACCAGGAGAUAAUUCAGCAGGAAAGAAAAAUUAAUUUGCACAAGUUCUGUGACAAUUCUAGCUUUUAUUUUCCAACAAGGCACCGCGAUUUUGAUGACAUUCCCAACAAGGAGCUAGAUCAUCUAAUAGUUGAUGAUCGCCAUGGUAUAAUUUAUUGCUAUGUGCCGAAAGUGGCCUGCACUAAUUGGAAAAGAGUUAUGAUUGUCUUAAGUGAGAGUCUCUUGGACAGAAAGGGAGUCCCAUACCAAGAUCCUCUACAAAUCCCUAGGGAGGAUGUCCACAAUACCAGUAGUCAUCUAACGUUCAACAAGUUCUGGCGUAGAUAUGGAAAAUUCUCCAGACACAUGAUGAAGAUUAAGUUAAAAAAAUACACCAAAUUCAUUUUUGUCCGUGAUCCUUUUGUCCGUCUCAUCUCUGCCUUCCGAAGCAAGUUUGAACUGGAAAAUGAGGACUUUUACCGAAGUUUUGCUAUACCGAUCUUAACCCGCUACUCUAACCGAACCAAUGUUCCCCCUUCUGCAGGUGAAGCUCUAUCUUCAGGAGCAAAGCCAUCAUUUUCUCAAUUUAUACAGUAUCUAUUGGAUGCCCGGACUGAAGAACAGAAACCUUUCAAUGAACAUUGGCGUCAGGUUUAUCGCCUUUGCCACCCAUGCCAGAUUGAUUAUGAUUUUGUAGGAAAGCUGGAGACCCUCGAUGAGGACACAUCUCUGCUUCUAAGACAAUUAAAUUUAGAUUCACUCUUCCAGUUUCCUCCUAGUUACAGGAACAGGACUGCAAGUAGCUGGGAGGAGGAUUGGUUUUCCAAAAUCCCCCUAGAAUGGAGACAAAAGCUAUACAAAUUAUUCGAGCCGGAUUUUGUUCUUUUUGGGUACCCUAAACCUGAAAAUCUAUUAAAUGUUUGAUAUAGGCAAAACAAGAAACUCCACAAAAUACCAAAAAUGUACAAUAUUUUGCUGCCUUUUGACAAGAUUUAAUGGAAUGAUUCACAUUUUAUAUAUUGUCCUAUUUCAUGUGCAACGAGAUGGAGAACCUCCUUGAGAUGAAUUUAUUUAGACAGCUGAGUUUGAAGGAAGGAUUUUUUUAUUUUUUUUUAUUCUACCCUUAAAAACCAAAUUGGUUAAAAAACAUCAUUGCGAUUCUACCUUCUCAGGAGUUCUCCUCAGAAUGCUUUUUACUGUUAUUUUCUAAAUUAAUAUAUUAUUUAAACUAUUUAAUAUAGUGUGCAUUGAGGACAUGACUGACGAGUAAAGGCUUGGCUGUUUAAAA